Messenger RNA from Nothobranchius furzeri (turquoise killifish), 1080 nucleotides. RefSeq lists its product as uncharacterized. The record is from RefSeq and is a predicted model, not a curated record. NCBI's taxonomy places the organism in Eukaryota, Metazoa, Chordata, Actinopteri, Cyprinodontiformes, Nothobranchiidae.
AUGGAGCUUUCCCGCGAGUUCAGACAGCUACAAAUCAUUAACAAAGACAAAGAACUCCGUUCUUUUGCCCAGUUCACUGGCUGUGAAGGACACGCUGUUGCUGCUGCUCUGAUCAACAUGGCUAUUUUGGAAGGCUCCAGCCGCAGACGCGCAAUCUGGUCACUCAACCGAUCUUCUGACUGGUGGGAUAAUUACGUGCCUUGUUACACGGAAGCGCAGUGGUUGCAGCACUUCAGAAUGUCUGAGGAGACGUUCAUGUUCCUGUGCAACAAACUGCGGCCAGCAUUGCAGCGAAAAGACACUUUCUUCUGUGAGUGUGUGCCUCUGAGGAAGAUUGUGGCUAUUGCUUUGUGGAAAUUUGCUACAGGUUCAGAUUACAGACCCAUCAGUGUUCUGUUUGGUGUUGGCAUCUCAACUGUUGCCAAGUGUGUGAAGGACUUUUGUGCUGCUGCAGAAGCAUUCCUGUUGGUAGAACUGAUUCAUUUACCCGAUGAGGGUAAAUUUCGGGAGAUAGCGUCCUAUUUUGAGAGCAGGUGGGGGUUGCCACAGUGUGUGGGUGCUAUUGAUGGUUCACACAUCCCCAUCAUAGCACCCAGAAACUUUCACACAGACUAUUUCAACCGGAAAGGGUGGCACUCACUCAUCUUGCAAGCUGUGGUUGAUGGAAAGGGACUGUUUUGGAACGUUUUUGCAGGGCUUCCAGGGAGCAUGCACGACGCGAGGGUCCUGAGACUGUCCUCCAUCUGGGAUUUGGCAAGCCGUGGAAAUCUCUUCCCUGACCAUUCCAUCCAAAUUGCUGGCGUUGACUUUGGAUACUGCAUCCUGGGUGACUCUGCUUACCCGCUGCAAGACUGGCUGCUGAAACCCUUCACAGACACUGGGCGACUGACAGAGCAGCAACUUCUUUAUAACAAGAAGUUCAGCCGGGCACGUGUGGUGGUUGAAAAUGCCUUUGGUAGGCUGAAGGGAAGGUGGUGUUGCCUGCUGAAAAGGAAUGACUGUGAUGUCAGUCUGGUGCGUUCCAUGAUUCUGACCUGCUGUGCCCUGCAUAAUCUGUGUGAGAGCCACGGCGAGCAUUGA